Molecule: messenger RNA, 8589 nt
Organism: Myxocyprinus asiaticus (Chinese sucker)
Lineage: Eukaryota; Metazoa; Chordata; Actinopteri; Cypriniformes; Catostomidae
Exons: 11
Coding region: 605-4759 (1384 amino acids)
Biological process (GO): central nervous system development; regulation of transcription by RNA polymerase II
Cellular component (GO): nucleus
Molecular function (GO): RNA polymerase II cis-regulatory region sequence-specific DNA binding; DNA-binding transcription factor activity, RNA polymerase II-specific
Source: RefSeq, a predicted model, not a curated record
AAUAUCUUACCUUAUAGAAUUUAAGACAACUGUGAGGUUAUCCUGUUAUUCACAAUGAUUUUUAAGGAAGAAUGUUACUUAAGUUUUUCUUAAGAACAAUCUUAGGAAAAAAAAAGAACUUUAUUAAGAAUUUUUUUCGGGAAUACAAAAUAAUCGUAACUUUUUUCUUAAGUUAGAAAUUAAGAAGAAAAUGGUAGUUAAGAAGAAAUUUCCUCUUAAGAACGUUUCGUGAAUCCGGCCCCUGGGGUCUAUCGCAGCUAACAUUGGCAAAGAACCGACCACAAAAAAGCCAUCAAACUGUUAUGUAAAGCAACCAGUCACAGCCGGGUUUGUCAUUACGUGAUGUUUAGGGGUGGGGUUAUCGGAGACGGCUCAAACCAUAAUAAAAUACCGGCAUGGGAAAAUAAGUAAUUUAUAUAAUGGCUUGCAAGUCUCUGCGAGCGAUUACAGUGAAAACAUACAGGAAAAUAGUGGAAAAUAUGUAGCAAGUCAGCACAGAACCUCAUUACAGAGUAUGUCACAGACGUAACUAAGUAAACAAAGCAGAAUAUACAGCUCUGCUCAUGGAUGUCCACUUUAAUUUCUUCUACGUGCCUCAAACCAAAUGCUGAAUAUCUUUAAAAGUGUUGAUGUGACUAACCUGGCAAACUUGGGCAAAUUCUGUGAUUAUUUAGUCCUCAAAAGCGCUCAUCGUAUCAACACGGAACCUUGUGAACUCGACUCGUGCUUCCACCAGGACCAGUGCAAACUAAGCUCUUGGAAAUCCUGUAGAAGUCAGCCAAUCAGAUUUGACUGGACUGAGAAAGCCUUUCCAAUUUUGUGUUCCAAGCGUCAGAUGAUGUUCAUCAUGAGAGAGCAGGUGGAUGUGAUCUUCUGUAAAUCAGUAGGAACUGAUCUGUCCAUGCUAGAUAUUGAUGAUUUCAUCACAGAAAUCUCUCAGCUGAAGAAAGAGGUGACGUCACUGAAGAAAGAGGUGACGUCACUGAACGCAAAGCUGAAGGAGAGAGAUGACAGGUUACAGGAGCUGGAAAAGGUUUCCUGUCAAUCUUCAGUGCGUGUGACUGAUGGGACCUCCACAGAAUGUCAGGAUUCAGUGUGGAGCGGCAGAGAUCAGUCCACACCACAGCAGCUGCUGGACAAACUCUCUGAACAGAGAUCCAGAGACACACAGGACUCACAGCUCACUUUACUCUGUUCUACUGAUGCUCAGGAGAGUGUGUGUGACAGUAAUCAGGGUGAUCAAACCUCCACAGUGUCUCUGACUUCUGUCUGUAACGCUGGAGAACAGCAGAUGCUGCAGACACCAGUGAAGAUUGAAGUGAAGCAGGUGGAGAUAAAAGAAGAAAACACAACAGAGGAACAACAGAGUGAUGAAGAUGUUGAUGAACAGCAGAUGCUGCAGACACCAGUGAAGAUUGAAGUGAAGCAGGAGGGGAUAAAAGAAGAAAACACAACAGAGGAACAACAGAGUGAUGAAGAUGAUGAUGAAAAGCAGAUGCUGCAGACACCAGUGAAGAUGUGUUCAGUGAAGCUACUGGAUUGCAGGAUCCUGAUGAAGAUAAGAGGAGAAACCACAGAAGAGGAACAACAGAGUGAUGAAGAUGAUGAUGAGACAUCGACAGAGAAAGAACAGAGUGAUGAAGAUGAUGAGGAUUUCAUUCCUUUAGAGCUGAUGGAAGAGCAAGAGGAACAUCAAGAACUGAAUGAAGUGGAGGAGAAACAUCAGUAUCAGAAACGGCAUGAUUUUAUAACUGGAGAAAACUCUUUGAGUGGCUCAAAGACUGAAAAGAAUUUCUCACCAAAAAAGCCUCAAAAAAGAGUAGCCAAAAACACUUUCACCUGCUCCCAGUGUGGAAAGAGUUUCACAUUUAAAAACCAGCUUAAUAAACACAUGAGAGUUCAUACUGGAGAGAAGCCCUUCUCAUGCCAUCAGUGUGGAAAGAGUUUCGCAAAUGCAGAUUAUCUCAAGAAACAUCUCCGCCGUCACUCUGGAGAAAAAACAUUUGAAUGUGAUAAGUGUGAUAAAACAUUUGUUGUAAAUUCAGGCCUAAAAGAGCAUCUGAGAACUCACACAAAUAAGAAGCCUUACAAGUGUUCUUUUUGUGGAAAGAGUUUUGCACACCUGUACUAUUUUAAACAGCACCAGAAAAUACAUACCAGUCAAGGGGCUCAUAUGUGCUUUGAAUGUGGAAAGACCUUUAUUACAGCCGGCAACUUGAAUCAGCACCAAAUAAUUCAUACUGGAGAAAAACGUUACAAGUGCCCACACUGUGAAAAGAGUUUCACUCGGUCAGAACACCUAAAAACACAUGAGAGAAUCCAUACCGGAGAAAAACCUUACAAGUGCUCACACUGUGGAAAGAGUUUCACUCGGUCAGAAUACCUAAAAACACACAAGAGAAUCCAUACUGGAGAAAAACCUUACAAGUGCUCACACUGUGGAAAGAGUUUCACUCGGUCAGAAAACCUAAAAACACAUGAAAGAAUUCAUACUGGAGAAAAACCUUACAAGUGCUCACACUGUGAAAAGAGUUUCACUCAGUCAGAACACCUGAAAACACACGAAAGAAUUCAUACGGGAGAGAAACCUUACAAGUGCUCACACUGUGGAAAGAGUUUCACUCGGUCAGAACACCUGAAAACACACCUAAAAACACAUGAGAGAGUCCAUACUGGAUAUCUCUUCAUUGGCCAGCACUGUAUUGUGGCCAUUGGCAAGUCAGUGGGCAAUCUGGUGGUAUUGGAUCAUUACAUCUGGCUGGCCCUUAUGGAAAUGCAUGACAUGGAAAAAGUCACUCUCUAUGAUGCUCCGGUGUCUCCAGUCGGCAUUUUCGGCAGUUCUGUGGAUAGGUUUGCUGAGCACUACAUCACAACUCAGCAACUCUAUCAGGCUAUGAGGGUCAUGAGUUUGCGAAGUGAAACAGGAAUGGAGUUCCAUAAUGAGGGUGCAGAGAUACAGAAAGCCCUGCCACCGAAGGAUGAAAUCUUGAACCAUGGUACCUGUAGUAGGCUAGAGUCCAUGGACCUAAGUGAUCGAGCUGGAGUCAUCAUAAAUUGUUUUGCAAACCGCCAUGAAACACGAGAAGAAGAAAGAGGAGCUCACAGUUUAAACGCUCAGUUGAUGUUCAUCAUGAGAGAACAGGUGGAUGUGAUCUUCUGUAAAUCAGUAGGAACUGAUCUGUCCAUGCUGGAUAUUGAUGAUUUCAUCACAGAAAUCUCUCAGCUGAAGAAAGAGGUGACGUCACUGAAGAAAGAGGUGACGUCACUGAACGCAAAGCUGAAGGAGAAAGAUGACAGGUUACAGGAGCUGGAAAAGGUUUCCUGUCAAUCUUCAGUGUGUGUGACUGAUGGGACCUCCACAGAAUGUCAGGAUUCAGUGUGGAGCGGCAGAGAUCAAUCCACACCACAGCGACUGCUGGACAAACUCUCUGAACAGAGAUCCAGAGACACACAGGACUCACAGCUCACUUUACUCUGUUCUACUGAUGCUCAGGAGAGUGUGUGUGACAGUAAUCAGGGUGAUCAAACCUCCACAGAGUCUCUGACUUCUGUCUGUAACACUGGAGAACAGCAGAUGCUGAAGACACCAGUGAAGAUUGAAGUGAAGCAGGAGGAGAUAAAAGAAGAAAACACAACAGCGGAACAACAGAAUGAUGAAGAUGAUGAUGAACAGCAGAUGCUGCAGACACCAAUGAAGAUUGAAGUGAAGCAGGCGGAGAUAAAAGAAGAAAACACAACAGAGGAACAACAGAGUGAUGAAGAUGAUGAUGAUGAGACAUCAACAGAGAAAGAACAGAGUGAUGAAGAUGAUGAGGAUUUCAUUCCUUCAGAGCUGAUGGAAGAGCAAGAGGAACAUCAAGAACUGAAUGAAGUGGAGGAGAAACAUCAGUAUCAGAAACGGCAUGAUUUUAUAACUGGAGAAAACUCUUUGAGUGGCUCAAAGACUGAAAAGAAUUUCUCACCAAAAAAGCCUCAAAAAAGAGUAGCCAAAAACACUUUCACCUGUUCUCAGUGUGGAAAGAGUUUCAUAUGUAAAAGCCAACUUAAUAUACACAUGAGAGUUCAUACUGGAGAGAAGCCCUACUCAUGCCAUCAGUGUGGAAAGAGUUUCGCAAAUGCAGAUUAUCUCAAGAAACAUCUCCGCCGUCACUCUGGAGAAAAAACAUUUGAAUGUGAUAAGUGUGAUAAAACAUUUGUUGUAAAUUCAGGCCUAAAAGAGCAUCUGAAAACUCACACAAAUAAGAAGCCUUACAAGUGUUCUUUUUGUGGAAAGAGUUUUGCACACCUGUACUAUUUUAAACAGCACCAGAAAAUACAUACCAGUCAAGGGGCUCAUAUGUGCUUUGAAUGUGGAAAGACCUUUAUUACAGCCGGCAACUUGAAUCAGCACCAAAUAAUUCAUACUGGAGAAAAACGUUACAAGUGCCCACACUGUGAAAAGAGUUUCACUCGGUCAGAACAUCUAAAAACACAUGAGAGAAUCCAUACCGGAGAAAAACCUUACAAGUGCUCACACUGUGGAAAGAGUUUCACUCGGUCAGAAUACCUAAAAACACAUGAAAGAAUCCAUACUGGAGAAAAACCUUACAAGUGCUCACACUGUGAAAAGAGUUUCACUCAGUCAGAACACCUGAAAACACACGAAAGAAUUCAUACUGGAGAGAAACCUUACAAGUGCUCACACUGUGGAAAGAGUUUCACUCGGUCAGAGCACCUAAAAACACACCUAAAAACACAUGAGAGAGUCCAUACUGGAUAGUCUUGUCUAAUUAUUGUGAUGACUCUUCACCACCACAUGAUGGCAGCACCUUCAAAAAUGAGAUUAGAUGCACUUAUUGUUGGUAAGAUGUUGUACAACUCGCAUCACGAGAACAUGUAAUGUUGUACUAUAUUGUUGUUCUUGUGUUUCAGACAAUCAGAACCCUACAAAAUGUGAACAUUUCACAGGCCAUGUGUAGAAGUGAUUUUUUUCCAGGUCUUGAAGUCUCUUCAUUGGCCAGCACUGUAUUGUGGUAAACAAUCAGACCAGAUGACAUUCCAGAAGCCAGUUUAUGGCAGAGCCCCUCCCUAACUGUCAAGGCAAAGAAGAGUGGCUCCAUUUUGAUUGGAUCAUGGCAGGACCAACAUAAACAAAUGCCAAGCACAGCCAUCAGAUAAGCUGCUCGGACAACUGCCAGACACCCCUCACAAGGCAUAAAAGAUCUUCCAAUACAUUGGAAAAGACUUCUCAUUGGUCCGUGAGUGGUUUCUAAGCAACAUCUUAAACCCCCAUCCUAAGGUUUUACAUAAGACCAGAGUUGAGCGAAGGACCAUAACAUUUUUUCAAGACCUCUUGAAGCAACAUUAACUUACCAUGUGGCAAAAGAUGAAACAAAGAAGCCACAAAGACAACUCUUUACACACAAACUUUUACUCCUAACAUGGGACAACAACUGCUCACAUUCAUACCAUGUUUGUACACAUAACUGUUUAUGUUAAUUGCUGUUGAUCAAUUAGCAAAAUAGUUCACACAAAAACUAUGGUGUUAUAAAUUAAUGUAUGCAUAAUAUUUAAUCUUUCAAUAUCAUGUUUGGUCUCUAUAUCUUCAGAAAAAUUCCAAGAGUAUUUUUGAAAAGGUUUGGAAAGGGAACAAUGAAUAGAUAUAACUUUAAAAACACUGUUCUAACUAUGUACUUUAAAAUAUGCAAAUGUUCCACACAGAGGAGGAAGGAUGGGGCACACUUUAUGUUCCACCUCUGAUCUUAACACCCAAUUAGAAACAGUAAGGUGCCAGACUCCUCAUCAGGAAGGUAUAAAACUAUCCUCCGGAUGACCACACAUUUGUUCUGAGUUCCCGGCUGUGUGAGUUCGGGAGCAAUAACAGAAUAAUAAUAAUAAACAUUCUGGGUCUCCAGCCUGGGUGAUGGGAGACAUUAACAGAGGAGGAAUGAUGGGCCACACUUUGUGUUCCACCUCUGAUCUUAACACCCAAUUAGAAACAGUAAGGUGCCAGACUCCUAAUCAGGAAGGUAUAAAACUAUCCUCCGGAUGACCACACCUUUGUUCUGAGCUCCCGGCUGUGCGAGUUCGGGAGCAAUAACAGAAUAAUAAUAAUCAACAUUCUGGGUCCCCAGCCUGAGUGAUGGGAGACAUUAACAGAAUAACAGUAACGCUCCAAAGUCCUGAGUCCCCGUCCAGAGGGUGGUUAACAGGAUACAUUUUGAUAACACAUCUCCAUUCUGGUCUCACUCCAUGAGAGAGAGGAUAACAGAUCAUCCAACAUUCUUAGUCUCCAUCCUAGAGACAAUAGAAUAUCGACCAAGUAUUGAGUCUCACUACAAGAGACUAUUGCAACGCCAAGUUUGGAAUCCCAGGGAGAUAACUACAGCGACAAGGUUUACCUCUGGCGAGCAAACCUUCUCUUCAAGUUUCCUGCAUCUGUGUGUUCCAGAUAUAGAAACUUGUGUCUAAAUAAAGGCUGCAUAUCUGCGUGUUCCAGAUUGCUAGAACCCUCUCUGUGCUUCCAGGAGAUCAGCAUUCCUCAGCUCCUUCAUGUCCAAGGAUGUUGAAAUGGAAUCCAUCUCCUUCCCCACUGUAAUGUGGCCCUGAGCCCCAGUGGAAGACAUCGCUAUCACCGAACUCAUCGACCAAUCAAAGAGAAGGUAAAUAUCACUACUAAACCUCUUUCCAGAGACCUUAGCAUUAGUGUAAACUAUCAGUUUAUGAUUUUUGAAUCAGAAUCAGUUUUAUUGCCAAGUAUGCUUACUCAUACAAGGAAUUUGUCUUGGUGACAGGAGCUUCCAGUGUACAACAAUACAAAAACAAUACAAAAACAGCAGCAAGACAUAGAUAAUAAUAAAACAUAGUUAUACACAUACGUACAUACACAGACACACACAUACAUACAUACAUAGACACACAUACACAUACGUAGUGCAAUCUAAUACAAAUCUGUUAUCUGUUAUGUACAGUGCAAAUGUUUUUUUGUUUUUAUUUCUCUCAGAGGAAUGAAAUGGCAGAAGAGGUUGGAUGUGUUGGAUAAAUAUAAAAAAAAGACUAAACUGUGUAUUGCACAUAGUUAUUGCUCAUUGGGGCAAUUUAACUGUUCAUGAGAUGGAUAGCCUGAGGGAAAAAACUGUUCCUGUGCCUGACGGUUCUGGUGCUCAGAGCUCCGAAGCGUCGGCCAGAAGGCAACAGUUCAAAAAUGUAAUGGGCAGGGUGAGUGGGGUCCAGAGUGAUUUUUCCAGCCUUUUUCCUCACUCUGGAAGUGUAUUGUUCUUGAGGGGCAACCAAUAAUCCUCUCAGCAGUCCGAAUUGUCCUUUGUAGUCUUCUGAUGUCUGAUUUCAUAGCUGAACCAAACCAGACAGUUAUUGAAGUGCAGAGGACAGACUCAAUGACCGCUGAGUAGAACUGUAUCAGCAGCGCCUGUGGCAGGUUGAACUUCCUCAGCUGGCAAAGGAAGUACAACCUCUGCUGGGCCUUUUUCACAAUGGAGUCAAUGUGUAUUGUAAUAUUCUAUAGAUUACGAAACCUGUUUAUGAAAUGUCUUGCAAAUAAUCUUUGAGUUAUUUGUUUAAAUAGAUAUAAGGUUUUCACCUUAUUAACAGAGAAACAGCAACUUAAGUUCCAUAAGAUAAUACUUUGCCAUUGCAGCAUCCAAUUCAACCACUUGCAUCUUCCCAUCCUAUGCACUUUAUUUACCUGUUCAUUUAUUUAAUCUUUUAGCAUACUGUAUUAGUACCAUUUUGUAGUUUUUACGAGUUAUUCUUGUUUAUCUUUUUGUAAAUAAAACACAUUUUAAAUUUCAUUACAAUUGUGUUUCUUGUGUUGAUGAUAGAGAAGAGCUCUAAAGGGUUUAGCUGAGUUUUACAAUUUUUUCAUAUUAUACAUAGGAUGGGAAUAAGGAGUGGUGGUGGCGUAGUGGGCUAAAGCAUAUAACUGGUAAUCAGAAGGUUGCUGGUUUGAUCCCAAAAGCCACCACCAUUGUGUCCUUGAGCAAGGCACUUAACUCCAGGUUGCUCCGGGGGAUUGUCCCUGUAUUAAUUGCACUGUAAGUCGCUUUAGAUAAAAGCAUCUGCCAAAUGCAUAAAUGUAAAUGAUUCAGAUGACCAACUCCCUCCAAUUUACAUACUUCUAAUUCAUUGAAUGGACCAACUGGAUCAUUUAUUUUACUGUUAAGGUGAAACUCCUUAGCUGGUGCCUUGAGGAUGGAGGGAGGGGCUGUCUGAUAUUAAUAAUCACACACACAUACACUUUAAGUGAAGUGUGAUAAAAAAUUACCACAUACGUUGGUGUCAUGUAUGAAGCCCUGUUCAUACCAAUUUGUGCCAGUGUGAUUCUAACUACAGUAUAUAUAGUAUGUCUAUACAGAAUACAGUUCCUAGAUCACAUUUUAUUUUCACAACUUGUGUUUUCUGGAGUGUGUUGUUCUGUUAAAACUUUUCACUUUUGGAUGACCAAUCCCUUUCAAGACACUGAUGCACAUUUAUGCCUUGCUGGUAGAUGUGAUAAGAUGUGAAUGACCCUUAAUUAGGUUGAUCUUGAACAAUGACUUUAUGCCAAUUAUCAGAGGUCUGGUUACACAAGACUGUGGCUGAUUUGGACCUCAC